This is a messenger RNA of Saccostrea cuccullata (small rock oyster), 1689 nucleotides long. RefSeq lists its product as uncharacterized. Gene Ontology annotation, cellular component: nucleus. The coding region runs from base 1 to 1689 and encodes 562 amino acids. Gene Ontology annotation, molecular function: RNA polymerase II cis-regulatory region sequence-specific DNA binding; DNA-binding transcription factor activity, RNA polymerase II-specific; protein dimerization activity. The transcript has 8 exons. The record is from RefSeq and is a predicted model, not a curated record. Lineage: Eukaryota; Metazoa; Mollusca; Bivalvia; Ostreida; Ostreidae. Gene Ontology annotation, biological process: regulation of transcription by RNA polymerase II.
AUGUAUCAAGCUAGUAAAAGAUUGCAGGCAAUUCGCCGACAACUGAAACAAAUGGAUGAACAGUAUAGAAAUGCUAUAGAUGAAUUUGAACCUGUAACAACGGCAGAAUCGAAUGUCUGUUCUGACGAAAGGAUAGAUAAUGCACAUAAGACUGAUGAAGCUAGAGGUUCCAGCGUUGGCUACUCUACUGCUAUGAAUGUUGACAGCCAAGAAGAACAGCUAUCUAGCAGCAUGACUAUCGGGAUAGAUCUAGGAUCUUUUGUGGAUUGUUCCAGCAGUGAAGUUGCUGGAAUCCUCCUGUCAGAAGAGCUUCGGUGCGCAAUUUCAAACAUGGAGGACCUAGACGACGUAGAAAAUCUUAUAGGUAACAUGAUGAGCUCUGUACAGGUAGACACUUCUUAUGACGAGGACCUGGAAUCGGUAGUAGAACAGACAGGUAGUUUAGUGAAUGCCUCCAGCACUGAUAUUCAUCAUACGUCUGACCCAAACAAUGAAGUUGAGAAUCCUGCACAAGGAAAUAGAAUGUUCACUUCAAUCAGAGAGGAGGAAAAUUGGAAGAAAGAAAGAAAAAAGAAGGACAACCAUAAUAUUAUUGACCCAAACAAUGAAGUUGAGAAUCCUGCACAAGGAAAUAGAAUGUUCACUUCAAUCAGAGAGGAGGAAAAUUGGAAGAAAGAAAGAAAAAAGAAGGACAACCAUAAUAUUAUUGAAAGGCGGCGUCGAUAUAACAUAAACGACAGAAUCAAUGAACUGGCCACUCUUCUUCCAGCGAGCAUUCCUCAUGACCUAAAGCAAAAUAAAGGGUCCAUUUUGAAAACAUCGGUGGAAUAUAUGAAGGAACUCAUGAAGGACAAGCACACUUUGAAAAAGUUGGAGGAAAACCAAAAGGCCAUGAAUUUAAAACAUCAGAAACUGCUCAUCAAAAUUUUUCAACUGGAAUUAAAAUUGAAAUUAUAUGGCCUAUCGGAGGAUUUGGAACAUUCCAGGGUCAAAAAGAAAAAGAAGCCACAGAAACGUAUAUCUGAAAUAAACACUAUGGUAGAAGACCUUGUCAAACAAGGCAUGCCAGAGGUACUCGAACAGACUCCAAAUAUUUCAAUACCCCCUUGCAAGAAGACCAAGAACGAAGGUUGGCUGAGCAAUGACGACCAAAAGGUCAUUCCAUCAGUAAAGAUAGGUUUACGACAACAUCUCAGCAAGGGAAUGCCUACAGGAGGGCAAAACUGUCAACAAAAUAAUGACAUGUUUUAUGUUAAAUCCACUAAUGCUCAGCAUUUACAAAAACAGAAAAAAGAAGAAAUCUCCGCUCCAUCUCAUUCUUUUGACAGAAGCACAGGUAGAGCUGAUGAACUUCAUGACUCCAUGUCAUUUGAGUAUAUACUAGAGAAGGACAGUGUCACCAAUUCCGGUGGAAAUGAUGAGGAAGAUAUCCUGGAAUUGUCAACAGAACAAUGCGGCAUUUUGCUUGAUCUGUUCGAAAACAACGCGAGCGGAAAAGCACCUGAAUUGAAUACGGAUUGUUUGUCUAAUCCAGACAAAACUCCGGCUAGGGAAGAGUGCAUAUCGCCAUUAACUUCAACGUGCAACAUGUUGGAAAGUUUGCUGAGAAAGCAAGAUGUGAUACCCGAAUGUAGCUCCAAAUCUAGUGGUCUGGAGGAUUCCACCGAGAGCAUGACGGGACUGCGUUAG